Pteronotus mesoamericanus is the source of this 3225-nucleotide messenger RNA. RefSeq names its product RAB19, member RAS oncogene family (gene RAB19). The record is from RefSeq and is a predicted model, not a curated record. Gene Ontology annotation, cellular component: Golgi cisterna; trans-Golgi network. NCBI's taxonomy places the organism in Eukaryota, Metazoa, Chordata, Mammalia, Chiroptera, Mormoopidae. The transcript has 4 exons. Gene Ontology annotation, biological process: vesicle-mediated transport. Gene Ontology annotation, molecular function: GTP binding; GTPase activity. The coding region runs from base 318 to 971 and encodes 217 amino acids.
CGAAGGAGCUGGCUGCUUCACUGGCAUUGGCCGAGUUCACCGGCCUUGCAAGGCGCCAAGAGUUCGCAGACUGUGCGCGGGGAGUGCUGGCCAGCGCCCCGUCUGGGCUGGGGCCCAACGGCAGCCCCAGGCUCCGGGGCAGUGGGAGGGCUUCGCUUUCCUUUCACUUUCUCGGGCCGCCAAACCUGACACCUGGGGGCAGAACUACAGUUCCCACCACGCAGCGAGGCAGCAGGAAGAAGGGGUCCUGAGGGCCGAAAAGGAAAGAAAAGAAAACCUUACCUGCGAGCAGAGCUCCAGUGCAGGCAGCAAGGGCCAUGCAAUUCUCCAGCUCAGCCAGGGCAGCAGAUGAGAACUUUGACUAUUUGUUCAAGAUUAUCCUCAUCGGGGACUCCAACGUGGGGAAGACGUGUGUGGUGCAGCAUUUCAAAUCUGGGGUCUACACAGAGACGCAGCAGAACACGAUUGGGGUGGACUUCACCGUGCGCUCCCUCGAGAUCGACGGCAAGAAAGUGAAGAUGCAGGUGUGGGACACCGCAGGCCAGGAGCGCUUCCGGACCAUCACCCAAAGCUACUACCGCAGCGCCCAUGCGGCCAUCAUUGCCUACGACCUCACCCGGCGGUCCACCUUCGAGUCCGUUCCUCACUGGAUUCACGAGAUCGAAAAAUAUGGAGCUGCGAACUUGGUCAUUAUGCUGAUCGGGAACAAAUGUGACCUGUGGGAAAAACGGCACGUUCUGUUCGAGGACGCCUGCACCCUGGCUGAGAAAUAUGGCCUCCUGGCUGUCUUGGAGACGUCAGCCAAGGAGUCCAAGAACAUAGACGAAGUCUUCGUGCUCAUGGCCAGGGAGCUGAUCGCCCGGAACAGCCUGCACCUGUAUGGGGACAGCGGCCUGAACACCCUGCCCCUGGACUCCAGUCCAGUGCUGGUGGCCCAGGGGCCGAGUGAAAAGACCCACUGCACUUGCUGAAUAAGUUCACGAGGCCGGUAGCACCUACACAUGGCCGUCUCUACAACCAAAGGUAGCUGGAUCUCUUAGUGCCUGCUGAGUAGCAUUUCAGACCCAAGUGUAGCCUUGCCGCGAGUCCUCUGUCCUCAACUCCAACCAGAGGCCCCGACGGUUGACUCUGAGGACAGGGGACACCACUGUCCUUCUUGAUUUUGCCUUGGACUUAAAGGCACAGGGGUAGGAGGACAAGUUUGGCUCUUUUUUAUCUUCCCUUUUCUGCAUCCACAACCCUUCAGCUGUGUUUCUACUGAAUUUGCUUCUUGCUUGAAGAAGAGGGUAGUGAAGGAAAGAGGAGAGUACGGGGGCGGGGGGCACCAAAAUACCCAGAAUUUAUUUAUAAAAAAAUGUGUAUUUAUUCUUACAUGUGUAAACAUUAGUCACCUUCAAAGUACACUCCAUUUGAUGCAAUACCCCUCCUGAAAUGUUACUUCACUGCUCAAAACAGUUUUUGAACUCAUCAGUUUUGGUGCCUUUUAGUGGUUCCAUUUUUUAUGUCUUCCACCUCGGCAAAAGGUUUCCCUUUGAGGACUUUUUUAAUCCAGGGAAACAAAAAGAAAAGGGUCAGGGUGAGAGAUUGGAUGAUUAUAAAGGGUGGGGCAUGGAGGGUCUUGUUUGGUCAAAAAUCACUGAACACCCAGCGCAGUGCGGGCAGGUGAGCUCCUAAAUCACCCAUCAUUAGAUGGGCAAAUGUGUUGAGUCUUCAGAAAAAUUCACUGAGGCCGAACGCAGCCUCUCACAACAAUGCCAUCUGGUCCACUCAUACAGAUGGGUUCCUAGAACACUCAUGUAGCUGGGGAAGCCUGUACUACAAGAAGCCCACCCUCCAGAAGAUAAUUCCGGGUUUUUUGGGUCCCCCCGCCUCAUAUCGAGAGGGGAGAGGAUGUUUGGAACAUUCUGGAACAGUUAAAACAGCUCAGGCACGCAAGAAUGGAGAAAAAAAGCCUGCGAUGACAAACCAGAAUGCUGUCAACAUUUGCUUCCUUACAGUCACACUUCAGGGCUUUAGUUCUGGGAGCAAAGCCUUUUGACACAAAGACCGUAAGUACCUCUUGCCAAAUGGUCAAGGAGCCAUGUGAUGGAGAUAGAAUUGGAUUUCACUUCGUUCUAGCUGGACUGAUUUGACCACCUUCAUAGAAUGUGGGAGAUACCUACCAUUUCUUUAUAAAAUACCAAAUUAGCUGCUGGGUAGAAAGCACUCCUGAACUGACAUUAAAUGGGCUCCAAGGUGAGGAGCAAACCACCAUUGACCUCACAGUGUGGCCCUGGACGCACCACGGACCCUCAGGGACCUGUGAGCAAUGCACCGUUGUUUUCCGAAGUUCCCCGAUGGUUGUUGCUGUGGCGCACCUUGCAGUCACAGCAAGAACCACAAGGACCCAUCUAGCCACUACAUUGGCUCCCAAAGCGGAAAGGUCUGGGGGGGUGCUCCUUGGGCCCCUGGAAUGCCCCCAAGAGUUGCCAGCUGGCAGCACCCCUCUGAAUAGGCUGAGACCGGCACAGAACCAAUAGUCACUAGUUACAUGCAGCCACUGAGUACUUGCAGGCAGAGGCCGAAGUGGCUCACGCCAAUUUUCCUUCAUUUCUCUGCAAAUCAGUCUCAUCCAAUACUCUGGAAGACACAUCAGCUUCUAGGGUUAUGCACUCCGGGGAUUAUCUGGAAUGAAAAUAUUCCUACCAACAGGUUAGACAUGCGAGCACAAGGUCACCUGAACACUAGGACCCUGUGAUUAAUCGGCUGUGACAGAAACCCUCGAGUACUCUAGAAAGGGUUCCCAGAGUGGAGUGGCCUCACUGGAUUGGGGCGCCCAAGGUCUGUUCCACAGCAAGGCCCAGGCGUCUCCGAGGCUCAGCAGCCGCGGGCCUGGCGUGGGCAGCUGGCUGGGCGGGUCCUCCGUGCGGCCGAGGACUCAGAAGGUGACGCGGUAACUGAAUUCUGGUGUUCUUCUCACAUUCCCUAAAUGGUGCAGGUGGUAACAAGUUUUAUGAAAUUAAGUUACAAAAGGGACAUUUUGGAAGAAUAAAGAUUGUAAAUGUCUUCAUAUUUGGUUCACCAGCGUCCAGGACAUUUUCCUGUGUGUGAAAGUCUUCCAGUUAAUAUUUCAUUGUUCAAUUAUGCUAAGUAAAAUAAGCCAGUCGGAGAAAGACAAGUUCCAAAUGAUUUCACUCAUAGGUGGACUCUAAUGAACAGGCUUAGUUAGCAAACAAAAUAGAGACA